Molecule: messenger RNA, 1366 nt
Organism: Coregonus clupeaformis (lake whitefish)
Lineage: Eukaryota; Metazoa; Chordata; Actinopteri; Salmoniformes; Salmonidae
Product: zinc finger C4H2 domain-containing protein
Exons: 5
Coding region: 133-834 (233 amino acids)
Biological process (GO): positive regulation of neuron differentiation
Cellular component (GO): nucleus
Source: RefSeq, a predicted model, not a curated record
ACAUAACCUCUGUUUCUCCGCGCGUGCGUGGUGCUUCACAGCCAUGUCACGGCUGGUGUUUUUAUUAGCUAGUAGACAGACCGCCCUGGCCUUCCAUUAAGAUCUCAUUUAGCAGGGUCUAAAGACAAAACCAUGGGGGACGAACAAGAGAUAAUGUGCAAACUAGAAAACAUUAUGGAAAUACGGAAUAAGACGGUACAGAUGCAGAAGAUAAAGACUCGUCUGAAGUCAGAGUUUGAGUCCCUGGAGUCUGAGGAGAAACAUCUGAAGGAAUACAAACAGGAGAUGGACCUCCUACUGCAGGAGAAGAUGGCCCAUGUAGAGGAGCUACGACUCAUACACGCUGAUAUCAACGUGAUGGAGAGCACUAUAAAGCAGUCGGAGAACGACCUGAAUAAGCUGCUGGAGACGACGCGGAGGCUUCACGAUGAGUACAAACCCCUGAAGGAACAUGUAGACGCCCUGAGGAUGACCCUGGGCCUGCACAGACUGCCCAACCUCAACGAAGAGGAGGAGAAACUCUCUCUGGAUUACUUUGAGAAGCAGAAGGCUGAGUGGCAGAAGGAGCCUCAUGAGCCCACCAUCCCAGAAUCCCUUGCAGCAGCGGCUGCCGCGGCCCAACAGCUCCAGGUCUCCCGGAAACAAGAUGCCCGCCAGACGGCCACCUUCAGACAACAGCCCCCUCCCAUGAAGGUACACAGUACACACCCUCCUAUGAAGGCCUGUCUGUCAUGCCACCAGCAGAUCCAUCGUAACGCUCCUAUCUGUCCACUGUGUAAGGCCAAGAGUCGCUCCCGCAACCCCAAGAAACCCAAGAGGAAGCCUGAUGAGUAGAUACACAGAUACAGACACACUCUCCUACUACCACCUCAUAUUGCUACAUUUCACAUCUGGAAUGCAGUAACACGUCUUCAUAACCUUCCCCAUGCCAUGGAACCUACGUUUAGUGUAAUCGUCAUUAUCCUAAGUGUUUUUUUUAAUCAGUGCUCAAGUAUUGAAAUAUAAUUGUUAACCUUAACGUUUGAUAGACCGUAACCAUGUUAAAUAAAAAUGAUUAUACUGUAACUGUACCCAUGUUGUGAUUGGUUCUGGCAGUAGAAAUGUAAAACGUACUGCAUUCACGUUACUCUGUAUUUAACACGUUUGCAUUGCAUGAACACUUUCCAUGGCUGAACUAUAAUGACUGUGUUGGAAUUGUUUGUGUUAUGAAAGUGGGUUCAUCGUUGGAGCGUAUAACCCGGGAAGUUGUUCUAAUGUUUACUGAAGGCAUAAGGGGCGGUCAAGGACUGAGAAAACCAUGAUGCUUAGUUGCUUUUAACAGUGUUGUAUGUGAAACUUUAAUACAAUAAUAAAAUAUAAAAAUGUC